UGUAAAGCGCAGACUGGUGAGUAGCUGCAGUUGACGGUAGGUCAGCCCUGUGGCAGGUGGCUAGUGAGCAGUUUUGCAAACAAAGGUUACCGUCAGCGUAGAUCAAGAUAUAGCAAGCUUCGUCUUGUAGCCAGCUCUGUCACUCUUUUGGUCGAGGUUGCCGAGCUGUCUUUCUCCGGUGUGAUUAUGGACAGCGGCAGGACGUAGUCAGUAAGCUACAGCUCCACUCAUGCUUCCUGUGUCAUACCAGUCCCAGCCAUGAUAGAGCCUGUGGUUGAUCACCAGAAACGCUUUCAGGCUGCAGUGGAUGUCAUCCAAAAACUCCCCAAAAACGGCUCCUACCAGCCUUCCUAUAAGGUCAUGCUGCGUUUCUACAGUCUGUACAAGCAAGCAGUGUGUGGUCCCUGUACAGUGCCUCGGCCUGGCUUCUGGGACCCAGUGGGCCGCUACAAAUGGGAUGCAUGGAACCAACUGGGAAAAAUGAGUAGUGAGAGCGCCAUGGCAGCCUAUGUGGACGAGAUGAAGAAAGUUGCACAGGAGGUCAUUGACACCAUGCCCAUCGAUGAGAAUACAGCCUCACUCUUCAAAUACUUUGAGCCUCUCUACCUGUUCAUUGAUGACAUGCCCCGACCUCCAGAGUCACUGCUGAAACUCAGAGAAGCUGAAUCUGCAGUGUUGGAGGUUAUGCCGCUCACCAGUGAUUCAGAAAGUGAAAUUUUCUCUGACUCAGUGGAUUCGUUGGAGCUCCAUAGCGUCAAGAGCCGGUCAGACCACUUGUCCCUAGAGUCUUCUCCAGCUCAAAGCCAGAAGGAAGGCCGAAAGGUUGGGGCAGGUCAAGGUGGAGAAGGAGCAGAGGAUGGGAUGGUUCCAGACAGGAGGAGUCUGCACACUGGGCAAGAAACUUCUCAGCGUGAUUGGAGAGAACGUGCUCCACAGGGAAGUCUGGGGUGGUCCCCAGGUGGUGGAAGUGGGCAUGGACGUGGAGGAGGGCACGGUUCAGAAGGUGGUGCAGAGAUGCUGCAUGAGGCUCACCUACAACAGCAGAUCAUCCUGGCUCUUCAGAGGCUCAGAGAGGACAUGAGGAGUGUGAUGGACAGAUUGGAAGUGUUGGAGAGGCUUGCUGCCACACACGCUCACGAUUCAGACUUGAGAUCACACCUGCAGUGUUCACUACAACAGGAACAGAAUUCGUGGCCGUUUGACAUGUCUGGGCAGACUGUCGUCUUUUUGCUGCUGUGGCCUUUUGUUGCUCACUGUCUGGUCUACCUGUUGAGGAAGAAAAGUCGCAUGUCUUCAUGAAGCAGCUGAUAUUCAACCUAAGACCAGUGAACAAGUCCACAAUAUCCGUGAAGGAGUUUAAUGGGGAGAAGUUAUCCUCUACAUCAUUAUGUGAUUUGAUGCUCACCAUGGAUUCAUACUUAUUACUGAAAAUCGUGAUUAAAUCCUUCAAAAAAAUCACGUCAUUUACGAGCAGCCUAUAAAUGUGUUAUAUAUGAUUCUUGGCACAUUUUUCAAUAACUGUAAUAAAAUAUUGUUCAAUACUUGUUGGAUCUCCCUUAAGCCUUCCCACUCUGGGUGUCCCAGGAUGUAGUGCCUUAGUUGUAGGUGGAGUAGACACAGAGACCCAUACAGGUAUGAAACAGGUACAGGAGUCUAGGUGGUAUGCUUCUGUCGGUUUGUGUCGCUACAAACAGAGACAGUGGAAGAAUCGCCCUUCUAUGUGCAGUUCUGUAGGUUCACAGUGUAAUUCACAUUUAAAGUGAAUUACACUGUGAACCUACAGUCUUACUGGAAGUGUCUAAAGAACCUUAGAUCAUUCAAAAAGUUUGUUAUUUUUAUUUUGUUUUUAUUUUAAGAAUUCUUGUCUGGCAGCGUUUGCAGUCAAAAUUAUGAACGUGUUUCUUUCCCAAGAUGAUCUCUAUAAAUUCUCUUUUGGCUUCUCUUGUUCAUAUGACUCUUUUUAUGUGUUUGUUUUUUCAUUUCUAUAUGUGUUAUUUCAGUUAUUAUAUGUGUAGUAUGAUAAUGUCUAAGGCGGGAAAAAAGUUAAGGUGGUAUGGGCAUCUCACAAGGGCGCAUCCUAUGCUAAGUGUUUCGAGGCCAAGAGACGGUGGAGAGACUACAUCUCGGGAUGCCUCGGUGUCCCCCUAGAUAAGUUGGAGGAGAUGGCUGGGGAGAGUGAGGUCUUGGUGGCUGUGCUUAGGCUGCUGACCACCAAGACCUGGCUCCACAAAAGUGAAAGAAAAUGGAUUUUGGAUGGAGGUAAUUCAGGUAAGAAAAUCCCCAAAUGGCUGCAAUCACAGCUUUGCAAGAGUGAUGAAAACAUUUCUCCCACUGAUGCUACAUCCAGAUGAACAGAAUAAACAUUUUGGAUGGUGGAUGGAGUAAGAUACACAGGGCUUUUUUGUGUCAAGUUCUUCUUUCAUUCAUUUUACCAUGAAUCUAUGGAUUCUGCAUUUAAGCUGAGAAGCAUUUA
Pelmatolapia mariae (spotted tilapia) is the source of this 2473-nucleotide messenger RNA. RefSeq names its product acyl-CoA binding domain containing 4 (gene acbd4). Bases 259 to 1299 code for a protein of 346 amino acids. NCBI's taxonomy places the organism in Eukaryota, Metazoa, Chordata, Actinopteri, Cichliformes, Cichlidae. The transcript is spliced from 10 exons. Gene Ontology annotation, cellular component: cytoplasm. Gene Ontology annotation, biological process: fatty acid metabolic process. The record is from RefSeq and is a predicted model, not a curated record. Gene Ontology annotation, molecular function: fatty-acyl-CoA binding.